GUUUAAUUUGAGUGCGGCUGCGCACUGCCCAACGCUUUCGCCGUUGUCGCCGCUUCGCACACAGCUUGGCAGGAGAAAACUGAGUGGAAACGGGAUAGUUUCUGCGGCCUUACGGUCAUAUUAUUCAGGAGGCGGAGCUGCACAUUUACCUUAAUCUUAGCUUCGCUCUGACCAACCUUACCCUUAUGUGAUCGCCCUACCUCAUCGUCGGGCACUGCCAGCGAGGGCCAAGGAACAAAAUAGCAUAUCGCCAUUAUAUGACCCAGUAUCCAGUGUUACUUGUACCCUCCAUGUGGGUGAAGGAACUGUGUGUGUCAGAUUAUGGCGAGAAAAACAGUUAGCAGGAAAAGGAAGGCAGGAGAGCCGAAGGACCAACAACAGCUGGGCUGGUGUCAAGCGCCACAGAAGCGGAUCCGUAUUUCUUGUUCGUCGCGGCAUGCUCAGCAGUGGUGCGGCAGUCGUCGCUCCGUUGUGUGCGCUCUCCGUGGACGGGAGUUCAGGCCCCAGCAGCAGCAUGAGUUGCGGCUCCAACGGAGCCUGCGUGGCUUCGCGGCUGGCAGGCUCCCUGGGAUCCUCAAGGAGAGGGAGUUUUCUCUGGGACGGCUGAACAAGGUGUUUGCUUCGCAGUGGCUCAACCAUAGGCAGGUGGUGUGUGGGACCAAGUGCAACACGCUUUUUGUCGUUGAUGUCCUGACAGGGAAAAUAACAGGCAUUCCAAUGCUGAAGGACAGGGAGUGUAGUGACACAGGCUCUGGGACAGUGGGUGCUAUGACGACAGGGCGGCAAUAUCUCCCAACAGGGGUCUCUCACGCCCGGUUGGACCAGCAGGGCUGUGGCAUACAUGCAAUUGAACUCAACCCCUCAAAAACUCUGCUUGCCACUGGAGGAGAUAACCCCAAUAGCUUAGCCAUCUACCAGCUGCCAACACUGGACCCUGUUUGUGUUGGAGAUGACGGUCACAAUGACUGGAUUUUCUCCAUAGCGUGGAUCAGUGACAUCAUGGCUGUUUCUGGGUCCAGAGACGGCUCCAUGGGUCUGUGGGAGAUCACAGAGGAAGUAAUCGGUCAGUCUGAGAGGAGUCCGAGUGACGACACGGUACCGUCUUACGCGCACAUCUCCCACCGUGCCCUGAAGGACAUUCCCAAGGAGUAUACCAACCCAUACAACUGUAAAGUUCGUGCUCUGGCCUUCAAUAACACCCAUAAAGAGCUGGGUGCCGUGUCCUUGGAUGGUUAUUUUCACCUCUGGAAAGCAGAGCAUAAUUUGUGCAAGAUACUGUCCACCAAGCUGCCUCACUGCAAAGAGAAUGUGUGUUUAGCAUAUGGACAGGACUGGUCCGUGUAUGCUGUGGGUUCUCAGGCCCAUGUUUCCUUUCUGGAUCCACGCCAGCCUACCAACAACAUCAAGUCUGUUAGUUCUCGAGAGAGAGGAAGCGGGAUCCGAUCCGUGAGUUUCUAUGAGCACAUUGUGACUGUGGGUACCGGUCAAGGUUCUCUUCUCUUCUACGACAUCCGGGCUCAUAGGUUCCUGGAGAACCCUUUCAAUCCAUCCAGCGGGUAUCGGAAGGGUGCCCCAGAUGGCAUCCUUAAGCUAACCACAGGGAAAGGCUGGCUGAAUCAUGAUGAAACAUGGAGGAGUUACUUCUCAGACAUUCAUUCCUUCCCCAACGCCGUGUACACCCACUGCUAUGACGACUCUGGUACCAAGCUGUUCGUAGCCGGUGGGCCGCUCUGCUCUGGCCUGCACGGAAACUACGCAGGACUGUGGAGUUAGCCUCUUCCUCUUUUCGUCAAUCAGCUCCUUCCCUACGUCUCCAUCGUUCUACGGAAGUCCCUCCAUCUUACUCGCUUAAGUUCAUCCACAUCACCUUCAUUGGGAUCUGUUUUGAUCAGCAGAUCAUCUGUUUUGCUCACACUUGGACUCAGGAGCAUGAUGUUUCAUAAUUUAAUGUUGUUGCUGUGUAUAUUUGUGUCCACUUUUAUGUUCUCAUCUUCCCCAAAUAACCCCUUUCACCUUUUAUCUGUUUUGCUCCCCACCCCCUUUUAUAUAUAUAUAUAGAUAUAUAUAUAUAUAUAUAUAUAAAUAUAAAUAGAAAUGUAUAUAAAAUGUACAAUUAACUAAUAAUUUAAAGAGCUACAAAGUCUGCCACUGAGAAACUCAGAGUUUUGAAAAACAUUAAGAAUAAAAAUAUUCAUUUUAGCAUCAUUAAUACAUUCACAUCCAACCUGCAGGGAUUACGCUGUGGUCUUUUGCUCGCUUAUUUUUGUACUCAAGGAUAGUGUUAACUGCUGCUUUCUCUGUGAUAAAUAAGUGUAUUUGUACAAAAAAAACAAAACAAAAAAAAAACA
Poecilia latipinna (sailfin molly) is the source of this 2348-nucleotide messenger RNA. RefSeq names its product DDB1 and CUL4 associated factor 12 (gene dcaf12). The coding region runs from base 322 to 1773 and encodes 483 amino acids. NCBI's taxonomy places the organism in Eukaryota, Metazoa, Chordata, Actinopteri, Cyprinodontiformes, Poeciliidae. The transcript is spliced from 9 exons. Gene Ontology annotation, molecular function: protein binding. The record is from RefSeq and is a predicted model, not a curated record. Gene Ontology annotation, cellular component: Cul4-RING E3 ubiquitin ligase complex.